This is a messenger RNA of Trichoderma gamsii, 981 nucleotides long. RefSeq names its product short chain dehydrogenase. The record is from RefSeq and is a predicted model, not a curated record. NCBI's taxonomy places the organism in Eukaryota, Fungi, Ascomycota, Sordariomycetes, Hypocreales, Hypocreaceae. Gene Ontology annotation, cellular component: cytoplasm. Bases 1 to 981 code for a protein of 326 amino acids. Gene Ontology annotation, molecular function: oxidoreductase activity, acting on the CH-OH group of donors, NAD or NADP as acceptor. The transcript has 2 exons.
AUGGCAUCGACCAAGUCGUUUUCGGUCUCUGGCAAAACCGCCAUCGUAACUGGCGCCGGCUCAGGCAUCAAUCUCGCGUUUGCCCAACUUCUUCUCUCCCACGACUGCAGCGUCGUAUUUGCAGAUUUGGAGCUGCGGCCAGAAGCAAAAGAUGUCAUCUCGAGAUACCAAAGCGAGGGCAAAAGCAAAGCCCAAGCUUCGUUUAUCAAGACGGACGUAACUUCAUGGACUGAUCUUUCCAACAUGUUUAGCUUUGCGCUUGAGAAGCAUGGAGACAUCGACAUUGUUUGCCCAGGCGCAGGUGUAUACGAGCCUCACUGGUCAAACUUUUGGCAUCCGCCUGGCUCCAGCGAAAGUCGAGAUGCGGUCGAUAAAGGCCACUAUGGGCUGCUAGACAUCAACUUGACACAUCCUAUUCGUGUAACGCAAAUGGCGAUAUCGCACUGGCUGUAUCCUCGGCCACCGAUUGAAGGCUCCAAGUUCACCGCAGCGCCGCCCAAGGCGUCUCCCAGCAACCCCAAGAGGGUCAUCCACAUUUCUUCAGUCGCCGCCCAGAUACCCGUCUGGAGAGCUCCGCUAUACGCCGCAUCCAAGUUUGGUCUUUCGGGCUUCAUUCGCAGUGUCGCGCGGCUAGAGCCUCUGUUUGGUGUGCGUGUCAACGCCGUCGCGCCCGGAGUUGUUCGGACCCCUCUCUGGACGGAGCAUCCAGAGAAGCUGAGAAACGUGGAUCAGUCCCAAGACGCAUGGGUGACUCCGCAGGAAGUGGCGCAGGCAAUGCUCAGAUGCAUCGAAGAGGAUGAGAAUGUCGGAGGGACUGUCUUGGAGGUUGGCGCUGGCAAUACUAGAAAAGUCAAUGCAUUCAACGAUCCGGGCCCAGACAGAGAUCCCAGAAAAGGCCUGAUUACCAGCAGCAAUGAACAUGGCGAUGGAGAUGUGCUUAACUGGCUCCAGGACGAAAACGUCUGGGGACCUCAUCUAUAG